CGGCAAUCCUUUAUCACCCCUUGAUUCACGCUCGUUUUCUCUGAACUCAUUAUAGUAUCCCAACGUCAACGAUCAGACUUCACUCUUGGCCAUAGGGAGCCCGAACUUUCGAUGGAUGAUCUUCGUCGGCACAUCAUCCCGCGAGGCUAUGGGACCAAUGCCACGUACGUCUACGAGUUCUCACGAGGGCUAGGUGGUGUAAAUGUCCCCCGAGAUGUCAUUAUCACGCGUAUUAUCUACGUCUCCGUCCUCGCCAUCGCGUUUGUUGUCUUCUGCGGUCGGAUUGCCCAAAUAAGCCAUGCUUACCUCCGCCAUAUCACCUCGUUGAACUCGACCAAAAGGCAACAGACAUACUGGAGUAUCGAAGAGUCCGACACAUGGACGAACAUCAAGAAACAUCUGCUAUAUUCGCCUCUCGGCAGAAAAAGACACAAUCGAGAAAUACAACUUUCUUCCGCCAUAAACGUGGGCACCUUGCCGUCCAGGUUCCAAACGAUCUUGAUCUUACUGUAUGUUGCAAGUCAAGUCGCUUAUUGCACUAUACUCGACUACCGCGUGAAUGAGAAAAAGGCUCUUGUCGCUGAGCUUCGCGGGCGAUCAGGAACGUUGGCUGUUCUAAAUAUGGUCCCACUUUUCCUCCUUGCAGGUCGUAAUAACCCACUGAUUGCAAUCCUGCACAUAAGUUUCGACACGUACAAUUGUCUUCACCGAUGGCUCGGCCGCAUUGUUGUGAUUGAAAGUGUGGUGCACACAAUAGCUUGGGCAGUCAAUGCAGUCGAUGAAGUAAGUGUCUCAGACAUGCUAAAGCGCCUAUGUGAUACGCCUUUCUUCACUUGGGGGUUGGUUGGAACUGUUGCACUGGUCUUCCUCUCGCUUCACUCACCUUCACCGGUCCGACAUGCUUUCUAUGAAACCUUCUUGCAUCUCCACCAGCUUGCUGCCUUGUUAGCUUAUGUUGGUGUGUGGCUUCACCUGGAUCUCGAUGGCUUACCUCAGAAACCCUGGGCCAUAGCAAUUGCCGCCAUUUGGAUUUUCGAUCGGGCAGCUAGAUUUUCCAGACUGUUGUACCUUAACAUCUCGCCCAGGAAAGGGGCCACCAAACUUGUUGUCCAGGCUCUCCCUGGUGAGGCCUGCAAGGUGACGUUUCACUUGCCCAAGCACGUUCACAUUAACCCCGGAAGCCACGUGUAUACUUACAUCCCAAGCGUCUCCUUGUGGAUGUCCCAUCCGUUCUCGGUUGCUUGGGUUGACCCCUGCAGCUCUGUAACAAAUGCAGCAGAACCGGAAAAGUUCGCCAAAAGCCCAAUCUCCACCGGAAGCAUGAGUCCAUCGCUCCUUGAGAAACAACCGGUGGUUGAUUUGGACGACUAUAUGAGAGAAAGCCAAGAGCCAACAUCUGUCUCUCUGAUAGUAAGUGCUCGCCAAGGUAUGACGAGAAAGCUAUACAACAAAGCCCUCAUUGCGCCCAAUCAAAUACUACACCUCUCAGGAUACAUCGAAGGACCGUACAGAUCGCACGUCUCCAACAUGGGCAGCUAUGGUACCGCCGUACUCUUCUCUGCCGGCGCAGGUAUCACCCACCAUAUGCUGUACGUCCGCGACCUGAUCAUCCGCGCAUCCGAAGGCCGUGUAGCCACGCAAAAAGUCUACCUUAUCUGGUCUGUGCGUAGCACAGAGCAUCUCGCCUGGGUGCAAGAGUGGAUGGAUGAAAUCCUCCGCCUCCCCGGUCGCCGUGACAUCCUGACAAUUAAGCUCUUCGUCUCAAAACCAAAGAGCAGCCGCGAGAUCGUUUCACCCAGCGCCACCGUCCAAAUGUUCCCGGGUCGGUGUCGUCCCCAUGUCGUCCUGGAUGAGGUCAUCCCCAACCGCGUGGGAGCCACCAUCGUUUCCGUUUGUGGACCAGGCGCAUUCGCAGACGAGGUUCGUGCUGCUGCCCGAGAUAACAUCGGCAAGGGCGCGGUCGUGGAUUUCGUCGAGGAGGCAUUUACAUGGUGACACCGUCUCGUCUACC
Molecule: messenger RNA, 2011 nt
Organism: Aspergillus caelatus
Lineage: Eukaryota; Fungi; Ascomycota; Eurotiomycetes; Eurotiales; Aspergillaceae
Product: ferric reductase family protein
Exons: 1
Coding region: 112-1995 (627 amino acids)
Biological process (GO): intracellular iron ion homeostasis; iron ion transport; copper ion import
Cellular component (GO): plasma membrane
Molecular function (GO): ferric-chelate reductase activity
Source: RefSeq, a predicted model, not a curated record